GAGCGCGAGCCAAUCGUCGGUCAGAACGCGGAGUUAAAUGGCGACCGGAAAGAGAGAAACGCGCAGAGUCCAACGCACCAUCGCGUGUACCUAUCGCCGUACGUACGUAUCUCCUUUUUUUUUUUCCUUCUUUUCCCCCUGACUUUCGUAUAUCAUUACGUCAUCGGAGCGGAGAGGCGGGUUUGUCAAUGUCAAGAAUAUCGGACGAGAAUCUGGCGCGUCGCGUCGAAACUGUCGAAGUUGCCUAGUCGAAUCCGAGCUGCGAACGACCGAUGACGUCUCGGCGUUUCGCGUCGUGGUUCCACGCAGUGGUUUGACGCAGUGAGAGUUGAUUCAGCGUAGUGCGAGGUAGUGGUUGAGUUUCCGAGUGACACACGUGCGUCCACAUAUACAUAUGUACACACAAAGACAUUGAUACGAAGGACUCGCCAUAUUGCGCCGCCGGAGUGACGCCGCCGCGCCGCGUCGAACGCACGUGGUCGGCCGUCCACCAGGAGCCUCCUGUAAAACUGAUGAAAAACGAUGUUGCUAAUGUCGCGAGUCUUGCCUGGAGGUACGGAGUCUCACAGCAGUACACAGGGCUGACAUUCAAAGUACUACCACUCGGUAGGCUUAUGUAGUGUUAUGCCUCCUCGGCACCAAUACUCCUGGUUGCAGCGCAAUCGUCUUGGCAAGCAAUUAACGAGCUGCCAUGCUCAAUUCAGAAUAUAUACUUGCCAUCUCAAUUGUUGAUGAAGCCUCAUAGCGUCGAGCAUCAACGUAAGGCAGUUACCUGCUGCGUAGCAUUUAUGUAUCAUAUAUGUCGGAAAGAAACGAAGUCAAGAUGCAGCAGGUGGACACCAUCUCGCAGAACAAUUCUUUAGAUGUGGAGGAGCGAGAAAGGCUGUGUAAUAUACCGAAGACGAGCACACCUGGCAAGGCUUCGACUACGCCAGCGAGUCCUGCAAAGGAACCACCCCCACGUGACGAACCACCUUUGGAACCGGUGAAUGGCGUAGUUCAACCACCGGUUGUUCCACCACCUGAUCGUCCAGGACGUAUCACGAAUCAAUUGCAAUUUUUGCAAAAGGGUGUUUUGAAACCAGUAUGGAAGCAUCAAUUUGCCUGGCCCUUCCAACAACCUGUCGAUGCGAAAAAACUCAAUUUACCAGAUUAUCACAAAAUCAUCAAAAAACCAAUGGACUUGGGCACAAUCAAAAAGCGGUUGGAGAAUUCGUAUUACUGGAGUGGGAAAGAAUGUAUUCAGGAUUUCAAUACUAUGUUCACCAACUGUUAUGUCUACAACAAGCCAGGAGAGGAUGUUGUAGUCAUGGCACAGGCUCUCGAAAAAUUAUUUCUUACAAAGGUUGCACAAAUGCCGAAAGAAGAGGUAGUAUUAGAUCCACCUGUUCCAAAAGGACCCAAAGGCAAAAAAGCUGGAAGAGUUGGUGGACCAGGAGUAGGUGGAGUAACAGGAGGAGGUACAGGAGCAGGUAGAGGACGACCAGCUUCUGGUGCAGCUGCUGUUACUUCUAGUGUACCAAAUAGUUUAACACCUUCUGCUACAUCAGCUGGAACAACAGGCGUUAUACCCAUGCCGCCUCUUGGUACUCAGGCACCAGCUUCGGUACCUGGAAGCACGAAUACAACCACCAUUGCUCCACCGCCAAGUAUGGGCGUUACACCGAUGGCUACUCACAAUUCUUUGCCUCAGCAAGUUGUCCCUCCAACCACGGGUUACCAUGCGCAGCCGGCGAUGGAUCCUCAAACAACUUCUGCUGUGCCUCCACCUCCACAAGUCCCUACAACACCAACUGUAAUGCCUCCAUCACAACCUGCCAAACUUAAAAAGGGAGUUAAAAGAAAAGCUGAUACUACAACUCCUACCGCAAACGCGUUUGAUCCAUUGUAUACACCUAUGGAUUCCAAGAAUGCCAAAAUACCUACGAGAAGGGAAUCUGGCAGGCAAAUUAAGAAGCCAACGAGACAAGCGGAAGACGGCUUAGUGCCAUACCAUCAGGCCAAUAUGCCUCUUAUGGGGGCAAUGGCCCAACAGCCUCCGCAUGCUGGUGUCAAAGGAAAAGAAAAAUUGUCUGAAGCCCUAAAAUCUUGCAAUGAUAUUUUAAAGGAACUUUUCGCUAAAAAACAUUCGCCCUAUGCUUGGCCUUUUUACAAACCUGUUGAUGCAGAACUUCUAGGCCUUCAUGACUAUCAUGAAAUUAUCAAGAAACCUAUGGAUCUUGGUACAGUAAAGUCGAAAAUGGAUAAUCGUCAAUAUAAAACUGCACAUGAAUUUGCGAGUGACGUACGACUUAUAUUUACAAAUUGUUACAAAUAUAAUCCUCCCGAUCAUGAUGUUGUUUCAAUGGCUAGAAAACUUCAAGAUAUAUUUGAGAUGAGGUAUGCUAAAGUUCCCGAUGAACCGAUGGGUAGUAGUAUGGGAACUAUGAAAGGAAGUAGUAGCGGUAGUGGUAGCAGUUCUGGAGGAGAUAGUUCUUCCGAUAGCGAAGAUUCAGUUGAAGAACGUACUCAAAAAUUACUUGAAUUACAACAAGAGUUGAAAGCUAUGCAGGAGCAAAUGAGGAAAUUGGUGGAGGAGAGUGGUAAAAAGAAAAAUAAAAAGAAAAAGCCAGACAAGCCAAAAUCAAAGCCAAUGAGCAAUAAGAAUAGUAGCCUUGUUGCCAGUCAUACUGGUGCCAUGAAAGAACUUAUGAAACCAAGUGGCAUUCCCAACGUGUCCGAUAGUGUUGGUGCUAGUAUAGCUAGUGUUGCAAUGGGUGCAGGCGAUUUAAAAAUGCCUGGUGGCAUAGCUAGCGAUCUUCAUCAUCAAACUACGGCAGUAGGACCUAAUAAAACUCAUGCUGCAGGAAGUUUAGGACAUCAUUUGCCGACAGCAGCGAAUGCUAAGCCAAAAGGUAAAGGUCGGGGACCUGGUAAAGCUGCUACAACUGCAAAUACCGCAACCAAGAGGCCAAAGGCUAACAGCAGAUCUACUGGGAACAAGAAGAAAAAUACUAGCAAUCAACCACCUCCGAUUUCGUUUGAUUCGGAAGAUGAAGAUAGUGCUAAACCAAUGUCUUACGACGAGAAAAGACAGCUCAGUUUGGAUAUUAAUAAACUACCAGGUGAUAAAUUAGGUCGUGUGGUACACAUAAUUCAGUCUCGGGAACCUUCACUGAGGGAUUCAAAUCCAGAUGAAAUCGAAAUUGAUUUCGAGACACUGAAGCCAUCAACGCUUAGAGAACUGGAAAGCUAUGUUGCAUCAUGCCUCAGAAAGAAGCCACAUAAGAAAGUCAGUGGUAAGUCCAAGGAUGAACAAAUGGCUGAAAAGAAACAAGAAUUGGAAAAGAGGUUACAGGACGUAACAGGGCAGUUAGGCAAUGUCAAGAAAACUGCCAAGAAGGAAGAUAGUAGUAAGUCCGUUGAUGUAGUUGGAACUGGUGGUGCCAGUGGACCUUCGCGAUUGUCAGCGUCGAGCAGUAGUAGCAGCGAUAGUGACUCCAGCAGUAGUUCGCUUUCUUCAUCGAGUACUGAUUCGAGCGACAGUGAAGCAGGAAACUCCUCGAAUCGUCCACAUAGAAAGAAAACAAAGAAGAAUCCACCAAGUACAGGACCUUCUGCAACAACUGCUUCUGUCGCAUCGGCACCUACAUUAAAUCAUAGUGGAGCUCUUUUAAUGAAUAAUCAGCCACUGGCGAAUUCUACGGGACCAAUAACAAAGCCGCCUGUUACUCACUCAAGCAAUAUCCCUUCGGAAUCAGGAGGCAAUAAUAAUCAACAGCCUGUCGCAGUGGCUGCUGUUACAACAGGGCAAAGUAUACCUGUCGCGAGUCACGCAUCUAUGCCAGCCCAACCGUCACGACCUACAGCUCUGGCUACGGCCGCUCCUGUAAAAAAACCAACACCAACACCACCACCACCGACAACAUCUAACCCACCAACUCCGUCGGUCUCCGUACCAACUCCACCGCCCAGCGUCACACCUACAAAUACAAAUUCUAUGACAGCUUCGCCAGCUGUAUCUCAACAACCAUCGCAGCAGCCAACGUCCAUUAGUUCCUUUCCAAAUACAUCCGUAUCCACAGACGGAACAAAUUUAAAUCAACAAUCUGACCUUUUACAGCCAUACAAUACUUUAGCUUCAGUGCCUACUACACAAUCUUCCAUGGAUCAAACACUUGCAAUCAAGAAGGAGUCUUCAUUUAUUCAAUCACAGCCCACCUUGGAUCAAACGCUCGCUAUCAAGAAGGAGUCUUCAUUUAUUCAAACAUCUCAUACAAAUAAUACCAAUAACAACACCAAUCUCAAUUUACUACCGGAUGUAAAAUCUAUGAACAUGAUGCCGACGAGUAUGGCUUCUAAUCUGAACUUGGGCAAUAUCAAUAUGACAAAUUUAAAUAUGAAUUUAUCGCAAGGACUGGCGGCACAUAUGUCUAUGCACAAUCAAUUAGAGAAUAUGAUUAAUACUACUGCGCCGUUGACUAAUAUACAGAAUUCGCAUAACGUUACGAUGUCGCAGCAGCAUUCCAACGGAUUUCCAAAUACAAAACGUGGAAAUUCACCGCCCAAUAUGCUGAAUAAUAACAGCAUUCCAGGAUUAAAUAUGGGAAUGAAUAUAGGAGGCAUGAGUUCGAUAUUUGAUCCCCUUCCUAUAGCAUCUAUGCCGAUGCAGAUUUCUCAGAUUCCCAUAAAAAAAGAGGAAAAGCCCUUGCCAAUUUCUCAACCUCAACUGACGCAAAAGCCUAUGGAUGCAGGAGCUUUUUUUGCAGAAAUGAACACCCUAGGAAUGCCACCAAUAGGUAAUCAUUCUAGUACUCAAUUAAUGCCUGAAAAGAAGAUGACUCCACCUGAUUCAAAGAAUCCGGCUGCAAACUUUGCAUCAGCCUUUAAAAAUAAGACUGUAGAACAGAAUGUAAAGAAUGCAUCAUCUUGGUCUUCCUUGGCGCAAGCUUCAAGUCCUCAAUCAGCAGCUGCGGGCAGUAGCAUGAAAAGCGCAGCGCGAGACUCAUUCCAGGCAUUUAAGAAACAAGCUAAAGAAAAGCAGGAUAGGCAAAGAGCCCUAUUAGAGCAACAAGAGAUGCGCAGACAACAGAAGGAACAAGCGGAACGAGAGAGAUUAUUGCGACAGGAGAAUGAAAGAAGACGAGAACGAGAGGAAGAGGAUGCCUUGGAUAAAGUUAGGAAAAAUAUUGGAGAUCAACAAGGCAAUGUUAUGACUGCCACGACAAGAACAGAAGAAGUAAAAGCCAUUACUGAUACAGAUAGCAGUAGUCCAAGUCAUUCAUCCAGUCAGGACAAGUCCGCUGCAGAAAGGGAACGUCUAAGGCAACGGGAGCAAGAGCGCCGACGACGAGAAGCGAUGGCUAGCCAAAUUGACAUGAACAUGCAGAGCGAUUUGAUGGCUGCGUUUGAGGAAUCUUUAUAAUGUUACUAUAUCCUGUUUAUAAUAAACCCACAAAAACUUUGCAGAACUCGGACGUAUGUUUAACGUUGAGCGAUGUUAUAGAAAUCUAAUAAAUGUAACGUCAAUCAAUAUAAACAAAAACAACGCAGACAAUGAAAUCAAUUAAAUAAUAAUGAUGGCGACAUAGACCAUAUGCUAGUUAUCUUAAAAAUGGUAUAAUUGAGUGGUACGGUUGGAACAUUUCAACAGAGAACCCAUUUGGUCGUCAGAAGAUUCAAACAGUUUAUUAAAACUGGGACAAACUAUUGUCUCUAGAACGACAGACACUUAAGUGCGACUAUGUAAUUAGAUAAAUACUUAUAUGAUACUUCGAAAAUGCUACACUGAUAUUGUGUUACAUUUUUCCGGUUUUCAUAAGUUUGUACUUUAUGUAAAUUUGAAAACAACAUAUGAAAAUAAGAGACGUUUGCAUGUGAUAACCGAAUGCGUGCGUAGAUACGAAUGUCGGCUUGAAGAAAAGUAAAAAAAUCGUGUACAUUUAGUUAAGUUUUGUAUUUUUCCACAUUGAGUCAUUAAUCGUUGGUAGGAUUACGUAUACAAGCGUUUCUGCCAAUAAUACAUGUAAUUAUUAACUAUCAUUAAUAAUGCCCUUGCAAAUUUCUUUCUCGAUUAUUCAUAUACGCUCUGUAAACACAGAAAUAUAUAACUAGGCGUAUAUGUGAAUAAUGAUAGAAACAUGUAAAAUAAUGUGAACAUCUUUAAGAACUUGGUGAAUUUAAUAAUGAUCAUCACGGCUGUCCACUUGUGACUUCAAUUGAUCAACUGUUGAUUGAUCAGAAUAUUAACAGCGUAUACUAUUGAUUGCGAUUCAAGAGUUAUUAUGAGCCAGCUGGUCGAAAGUUAUUCAUUAACUCACUUUAGAACAAUGUCGUCAAUUAUUACGAGUAACGAUAAGAUGAUUCUAGAAUUGAAGUAGUUUUGAUCCUACCAACUAUUAGAUCAGACUAUGUACCUAAAUCUCGGUAUACUUUAGGCUCAUGGGAAAGAAAAUCGUGAUGUUGUACGUAUUAGGAAAGAACAUGUUAGAAAAGAAUUAUAUUUAUUCGACUACUAGGAUAUGGUAUUUCACGAUACGAAAAGUUAUUAAAAUAUAAAAAUUUUUUUGGGCAAUUUCGGGUGAAUUUUUCUGUAUAAUUCUGUCUUAAAACCUAUUCGACGUAUCAUGAACGAGCAGACGAAAUAUGUUUGUCGAACUUUUGGGUAUGGCCCAGUUAAUGGAACCGCCCGAACAAGGUACGCGAAUCGAGUAAAUUCUAAAAAAAUAAAAAAAAAUUAAUUCGCCAGAAAAG
Mycetomoellerius zeteki is the source of this 6732-nucleotide messenger RNA. RefSeq names its product homeotic protein female sterile. Gene Ontology annotation, cellular component: nucleus; chromatin. Gene Ontology annotation, biological process: chromatin remodeling; regulation of DNA-templated transcription. The coding region runs from base 800 to 5404 and encodes 1534 amino acids. The transcript is spliced from 24 exons. Lineage: Eukaryota; Metazoa; Arthropoda; Insecta; Hymenoptera; Formicidae. The record is from RefSeq and is a predicted model, not a curated record.